AUGCGGAUCUCCCCAGCGACUUUCCGAGUUGUGAAGCCCGAUGUGUCUUCGAUGAACCCGGUGGAGCUGUUGCACCCUCGAUGCGUUCUACUGCCUCAUAUGAGUGAAGCCGUGAUCGUUGGCUUGGGGCCAGCACCGAAUCCGCCUCCAGGGCUCAAGUCGAAAGAGGAUCUCAUACGCUAUUGGAGAUACCUGCAUGGAUAUGAGCUGCCUGAGGAUGCAGUUGAGCGGACGAUCCAGGUUCAAUUCCCACGCGGUUCGCUAGUUUUAACCUACCCUCUGGGCUGUGCCUGGGCAACACCGUGGACAUACCUACCAACUAAGACGGGCCAGUUUGCUGCGAAACUGAAUCGAGAAGUUAUCGAAGCCAUCCGAGAGAUCCUAGGUGACUGGUCGAAGGAGAGCGGCCUCGUAGUAGAACUGCAUGAAGACCCCGGAGCCCAGCCAGAGAGUGACGUUAGCAAGGCUCUCCCGAAGAGAGCUUCGGAAAUCCCCCGAGAUGAGGGUCUCCUUGUCCAGGAGGCGGGAGUUUGGAAAGGCUUACCAGUUGAUGAGCAGCUAGACUCAAGCUCGCCUGUGGAGGAUAAGGGUCAGCCUAUCCGUGGCAGACCUCAGAGGAAGAGGCGACGAUAA
Messenger RNA from Perkinsus marinus ATCC 50983, 633 nucleotides. RefSeq lists its product as hypothetical. Bases 1 to 633 code for a protein of 210 amino acids. The record is from RefSeq and is a predicted model, not a curated record. NCBI's taxonomy places the organism in Eukaryota, Perkinsozoa, Perkinsida, Perkinsidae. The transcript has a single exon.